AUGAGUGCGCUAUCCAUGGCCCGCUCCGCAUCGGCGGGUCAUUCCUUAGCCUCUGCUUCCACCUCUGUCUCCACACCGGCCUCUUCUCAUCCCUCCUCAGCUUCCAGUCACGUCAAUGUGGAUCUUCCCAACGAGCUUCUCCGCCACAUUUUCCUGUAUUGCGAUCCUGCCACUCUCUACACCGGAGUGCGCGCGCUCAACAAGUCUUGGAAGCACACCGUCGAACACGACCUCAUCGGCAUCCACUUUGCCAACCGAGACUGGCGAGUUGGUCUCCGCGUCACUCGCAAGCUUCCCAGCACCCUGACCGAGGAAGAGGUUGCCGACGCUCAGCGACAGCAGACGGACGAGGACCUGUACCGUCUAAACGUCCUCAAUCGUGCCGGCGCCAGGGAGCCGUUCAACAUCAAUGCGAAGCCUCGCACCGUGACGCACGUCAUUCCGCUUGCUUUCAAAGGCUACGACGAAGACAAUGUAUCGCUGCGCUUCGAUACUGAUUCUACCUGGCACUCGCUCUUCCAAGUAUCGCCGCCUGAAUCCGACGAAGAAGGAGCUGCGCAGAACAAUGCCGCACCGGCCGCUGGGAACGACGAUGGCUCCGACGAUUCCGGUAGCAGCGACGAAGAAGACGAGACGGAGACGCAAGCCGCGAACGGCGGUGCUCCUAGUCCCGCCAACGCCGGACGCCAGCGACGCGAGGACUUCGGCGCCGCCGCCGCUCGUGCACGCGCCAGAGCCGAGUCUGCCAGGCUGGAACUCGAUUUCGGUCUCGUGUGGCGCUUCCCAGAUGACGGUCAAGAUGCGGAUGUCUACCAGAUCAAGAAAGGCGAUGCCGAAUCUUGGGGACAGCCCGACCCCGAGAACGGCUGGUUGAGUCGUUUCUAUUGCUCCAAUUUUGACACGGUGAGCUCGGCGACGACGUCGAGCGCACCUUCGGCCGCACCUUCAGGGACUGCUUCGCCUGCAAUGCUCCAGUCGACGCCAUUGACACGAAGGUCGCGAAGCAGCCGUUUGCACUCGGCCGUCGAGAGACGUAUGCACGAUGUGGUCGACGACGACGAGGACGAAGGCUUCUCGCCAGCUCAGAUGAUCUGGAGCGACGAAGGUCACGAGUACAUGUCGCUCGAUCUCCUCCUUGGCAUGGAAUUCUUCGUGCGCCGCUCGGCGCGUGCCAAUCAGCUAGUGCGAAGGCUCGAAGCGGCUGCCGCUGCAGCUGAUGCGCGCGACGUGGUUGCUCAGCUCACUCGCAAGCUCAAGAAGGGCAAGAAGUCGGCAAGGAGAUCAGGCCUGUCGAGCCUGAACCCGUCGGCGGCUGGCUCUGUAGCAGGAUCCGGAUAUGCGACCCCGUUGGAAAUGGCAAGCCCGCCUCCAUCGCGCAUGACGGCGGCUACCGAUCCGCGACGUCGUGCGAUGCAGAAUGCUCUUAGCAAGGAAGCUCACAGAGGUUCGUCCACCUCGCGGCUCGCUAGCGGGAGCUCUCCAUUGAAAGGCAAGGAGGCGGCCAAGGAUGACGACGACGACUCAGCUGACGAGAAUGAGGGCUUCAAAACACCGGACCAACCCGCCUCCGCGCCCACCUUCCUUGCGCCGUCGAUGAUGCCGUCUCGGUUCAACUCGGUGGCACCUUCGAGGCAAGGCGGUGGCAGUGUAGGCACGGCGUCCUCUUACGGAACCAAAUCACGAGCAGGCAACGGCAGUCGAGCCGGUGGCAGCAGCGCGCCCCGCGCCACAUUCCAGGCCAAGUUGCUGCGAGCUGAACGCAUGCCUUCGCGCCCGUCUACACCUCCGCCCGCUGGCGAGGAAGAGUCGUCCGACUCAGCGACCGCCAAUACAACCCCAUCGGAUCGAGCGGGUUGGACGGGCGGCGACAAGUUUGGACGUGGCGCGUACCGGUUGGCUCAGGAAUGGUCGGAAGAACUGGAAUCAGACAAGUUCCAGGAGGCCUUGUCGAAUAGCGGUGUCACCACGCCUGUGACUUGGACGUGGUCCAGGUAG
Messenger RNA from Kalmanozyma brasiliensis GHG001, 1995 nucleotides. RefSeq names its product F-box domain protein. Lineage: Eukaryota; Fungi; Basidiomycota; Ustilaginomycetes; Ustilaginales. Gene Ontology annotation, molecular function: protein binding. The coding region runs from base 1 to 1995 and encodes 664 amino acids. The record is from RefSeq and is a predicted model, not a curated record. The transcript has a single exon.